Messenger RNA from Camellia sinensis, 2235 nucleotides. RefSeq names its product protein PSK SIMULATOR 2. Gene Ontology annotation, biological process: positive regulation of growth. The record is from RefSeq and is a predicted model, not a curated record. Lineage: Eukaryota; Viridiplantae; Streptophyta; Magnoliopsida; Ericales; Theaceae.
ACGAGACUUUUAUGCGAACGAAAAACAAAACUAUAGAGACAGAAGACAGAACUAGUCAAGCAUUUCUGCAGAUAACUUAAUUACAAGCCCGUGUCGUGUGGUUAGCAAUUGUGGCCAUCGAAUCGAGCCUCUUUCAACAAGAUAAAAUUCAAUUCAUCAGUCAAUCCGAUGCGUACCAGAUUUGAUUUGCUCACAUAACGCGGUUUAAAUUGGGAGAGUGCUUGAAGUAGAAUUGUUGGAAGCAAAAUGGGAGGGGUGUGUGCAGGUGGGACGAUGCAGCCGAAGUCAGAAGUCCGAGAGCAGAGGUCGGGGUUUUCGGGGAAGCUCAAAUCGAUAAGGAGUUUCACUAAGAAAAAGGAGGAUCGUUAUUCCUAUUCCGAUGUGGACGUUUUCGAGAAGAAUUCACAGAGUUAUGAUUCCGGCGAACUUGGGUUGUCCAUUUCCGGCGAACUCAAGCAGUCAACUCCUGCUAGGACAGGGCAAAGCAAGGUGCCUCAGAUGAGCUCAUUUUUGGGAAGAGCUGGAAUUGUGGGCCUAGAGAGGGCAGUGGAAGUUCUAGACACACUUGGAAGCGGCAUGUCAAACUUGAAUUCCAACAGUGGGUUUAUCUCUGGCAUGGCUUCAAGGGGGAAUAAAAUCUCCAUUUUGGCAUUUGAAAUUGCUAAUACAGUUGCCAAAGGUGCAAAUUUGGUGCAAUCUCUUUCUCAAGAAAAUGUCCAGUUUCUAAAAGAGGAGGUUUUACAUUCAGAAGGAGUGCAGCAAUUAGUUUCUAAAGACAUGAAAGAGUUGCUAAGUAUUGCUGCUGCUGACAAAAGGGAAGAAUUUAAUGUUUUCUCCCGUGAAGUAGUUAGGUUUGGAGAUCUAUGUAAAGACCCACAAUGGCACAACUUGGGCCGAUUUUUUUCAAAAUUGGGCUCAGACCAUGCAAUCAAUAAAACACUAAGAGAGGAGGCAGAAAUGACAAUGCAAGAGUUGACUAACACAGCUCAGCAUACUUCUGAACUAUAUCACGAAUUGAAUGCUUUGGAUAGAUUUGAACAAGAUUAUCGGCGGAAGCUUGAAGAAUUACAGUCCUUAAAUCUCCCUCGUAAAGGAGAGAGUGUCAUGAUUUUACAAAGUGAGCUAAAAAACCAAAGAAAACUUGUGAGGAGCUUGAAAAAGAAAUCUCUUUGGGCUAGGAGUUUGGAGGAGGUCGUGGAGAAGCUUGUUGAUAUUGUUACUUUCUUACAUCAAGAGAUCUCAGAAGCAUUUGAAGAUAAUGGUUUGGUUUUGGUUGGCACAGAGCGUGAUAACAAACCAGAAAGACUAGGUGUAGCCGGUCUUGCACUGCACUAUGCCAACUUAAUCAAUCAGAUAGACAACAUUGCAUCUCGGCCUACCUCCCUUCCUGCUAACAUGAGAGACCAACUAUAUCAUGGGUUGCCAAACAGUGUCAAGAUUGCUCUACGUUCUCGGUGCCAAACCAUUGAUACCAAGGAGGAGCUUACAAUUCCUCAAAUUAAAGCUGAAAUGGAAAAGACACUUCAAUGGCUUGUUCCGGUGGCUACAAACACUUCCAAGGCUCAUCAAGGUUUUGGGUGGGUUGGAGAGUGGGCGAACACCUGUAAUGAGUUUGGCAAGAAGGGGGACACCCAUAAUAACGUGAUUCGCCUCCAGACGCUUCAUCACGCAGAUAUGCACAAGACAGACCACUACAUCCUUGAAAUGGCAGCAUGGCUUCACCGUCUAAUCAGUGUUGUGAGACACAGAGAUAAUGGAAUCUGCAGAGCUUUGCCAGUUCGAUCUCCAACAGGCAAAGGACUGCAUCUGCAGCCAGUGACGAUGCAGCGACUCCCAUCCCUGAUUGAUUCUCCAAAGGUCCACAGUGCCCAAUUGUCACUAGAAGAUAGAAAUUUAUUGGAAAAAGUGAUGAACCGGAAAAAGUUGGGUCCUGGAAUAAGCAAAAGUCAGGAAUUUGGUUUGGCCAAGAAGAGAGGGAGCAAAGUUUGGGCAUUGAGCAGGAGUACGGGGAACUCUCCGAGCUGGCAAUCGGAGGUUCCAAAAUCUUGUGUUUUGGAUGUAAUGGAUGGAUUAGAUACAAUAUUUUGAGAGCAUUCAUUAAAUUUCAUUAUGAGCAUUUUUUCUUCAUUUAUUUAUUAAAUAUUUACAUAUGUUUAUUCUCUCAUUGUUGUAUAUACCUUUUUGCAUAUGGUCUUAGAUUGAUAUAUGGAACACAAUUAAGAUUUUGUGGACUCA